Molecule: messenger RNA, 1491 nt
Organism: Saxophila tyrrhenica
Lineage: Eukaryota; Fungi; Ascomycota; Dothideomycetes; Mycosphaerellales; Extremaceae
Exons: 1
Coding region: 1-1491 (496 amino acids)
Source: RefSeq, a predicted model, not a curated record
AUGAGCGAAGAGAGUAUAGAGACAGGGGGCAGAAGUGCACGAAAAGCAGUCGAAGAAGCCGGCUUCAGUGAGGAGCUGAGGAGGCAGCUGGAGGACAAGAUUGCCAAUGCGAGCUUCAGAAGUGACAAUGCUCAGGCAUUUGCGCAGGCAAAUCUGCCUGCAAGUGCCGGUAGAGGGAUGAGGGAUAUCGCGGCUGCGAGGCCGUGGACCGGGCAGGAGUCUACAGAAGAUGCAUCACUGCGAAUGUUGACAGAUGCGCAUAAGCCUUUGCGAUCGCCGGCACGUAUACCUGGCGUACGAGGUCCGCCCAGCAAGAUUGACACCGGACGACCGAGUGGCAAGCCGCAAGCUGGAGUGAGACUGGCCAAUGCUCGUGACAGGACGUCGAUGUACGAAUAUGCCAAGGACUCUGGUCUGUCGGAGGAAGAGCGAGAGAAGCUACGCCAGGAGAUGAAGAUGCGCUUCGCUCCCAGUGGACGCUCUGCGCCGGCAACUGUGCAAGGUCUUGCCUCUCUUGCGAACCAGAGAAUAGACGAUGCCAUCGCGAGCGGCAAGUUCAAAAACCUGCCUCGUGGACAAAAGAUCGAGAAGGACCACAAUGCAAAUAGUCCUUUCAUCGACACUACGUCGUAUUUGCUCAACAAGAUCAUCCAGCGACAGGAGAUAUUGCCGCCGUGGGUGGAGAAGCAGCAGGAACUGGUGUCGACGGCUACGAAAUUCAGAAGUCGGCUACGGGCAGACUGGAAGCGGCAUGCAGCCAGAGUAAUAUCCAGUGGUGGUGGCGGUUUGGAUAAGCAGAUGCAGCUUGCUGAAGAAUACGCUUUGGCUGAGAGCGUCUACAACCCGACCAAGAAGAAGGAAGAGACGCUGAACGCUGUCGACAAUACCGGCCACUUGUCUCAGAUCUCCGUCUCAGGAGAGCUCAAGGCGUCGGAUCCGGAUCCAACAAUGUCAGUACAGGACGAGGAGACGCACGUGGAGAACGAGAUCAAGAUUAUGGAGCAAAGCUUCAAUGACGACGGUUCGCUCAAAGCACAACCCGACAGCACUGUCAAAGUCUCAGUGGAGCAGCCCGAACAGCAUGCCGGCGCUGCGAAAAGCGCCCCAUCACCUCCCCGCCAGCCUACUGUCCCACUCUUUCGCGACCCGAACUGGGAGAAGACCGAGCAUGGCUAUCUGAAUGCUGCAAUCAACAACCUCAACAACCUGGCACGAACCUACAAUCUGAUGGCCCCGCCCAUAGCUCGCAAGCCAUACUACUACCUGGACCGCGAACUGAAGGCUUGUUACGCUGACGUUGCUCCUCAACUCGCCCUCGCUAUCAAAGAGCGUGCUCUGGCGCCGAAGGUGAAAGGUGUGGAGAUCGUCGGCCAUCGACCGGGUGGCGUGCUAGACAAGUUCAGUAUGGAUCACAAGGCGACGGUGUAUGAUGACAGGAGACCGGAGUAUGGGUUCAAACAGUUCUGGAAGGACUUGUUCGCGAAGACUUAG